AUGGAUCAUAUCGAGAUGCCGAUGAAUCCUUGCAGUCUCGAGACCAUCUCGGAGCCUGUGGAGCUGCCCUCAGGUCGUCGAGUAUGGCCUUUGGUGGUAGCAUGCUACGAACUGCAGAGCGAUGGAUCUCGUCAAGGCCGCUUGGAUCUCUUCCCCGUCAAGGUUCCUGACUUUCAACACAGUAGCAACUUGUCCUUUCCUCUGCGAUUUGGGAGCUCCAUUCCUACCACCAAUCUGUCGGGAAUUCUAGAUGGAAAAUGGAUUCAUCUGCCGUCACACUCAAGCAAAAGUUUUGGUGAAUCUGGCUAUUACUUUGCAGCGGCUCAUUCCAGUGGAGAUAUUUCCAUUCAUUCCCUGUUGCUUUCUCAAGAAGAAGAACAACAACAAGAAGAAAGUCAACCAUUAAAAUUGAAAAUGGUGUCCAAUACGAAUCUUGACAGAGAUCCCUCGGAUCCAUCUUCAUUAUGUUUGGCGCUGAGUUGGGACAAGACCAGUACUGCCACAGAUGAUGUAUCUUCGUCGAGACAGAUUUUGUCUUCCUAUUCCAACGGCAUUGUCAAACUCCACAAUUGUUGCUUUCAACCAAAUAAUCACAAUCCACAACUUUUUGAAGAAUCCUCCUGGCUGGCACACACAUUAUUCAACACUCCGUCGGAAGUAUGGGCAGCUUCCUUUGUGGGCAAUCAUCAUGCCAUCAUGACAGGAGGAGAUGAUGCCAAAUUAAAACUGUGGGACACACGAGCUACCACGCGGCCCAUGCAGGUACUUGGAAAUCACUUUGAGGCUGGUGUGACGGUCAUUUCACCACAUCCCACAAACGACAAUCUGGUGGCCUGUGGAAGCUACGACGAAACCAUUGGCAUUUACGAUGUCCGGGCUCUGUCUUCCAAAAACAAGCCCAUGGGGAAAAGUGCUCCCUUGGGAGGUGGCAUUUGGAGAAUCAAAUGGCAUCCCUUGGAGGAUGACAGGUUGCUGGUGGCUGCCAUGCAUGGAGGCUGUCGCAUUGUCAAAAUGGAUCAACUCAAUGAUACUGACCACAAUCCACGCUUCGUUUUGACAGCCACCAAACAGUUUACAGAACACAAGAGCAUGGCAUAUGGAGCUGACUGGCUCGUCUGUAACCAUCCCACACGAGAGGGAUAUUUUGAGGCUGCAGCCAGCUGCUCCUUUUAUGACAAGGCUGCUUUCUUGUGGGACACGGUGGCUGCUUGA
This is a messenger RNA of Seminavis robusta, 1212 nucleotides long. The record is from the annotation of a GenBank genome assembly. Lineage: Eukaryota; Bacillariophyta; Bacillariophyceae; Naviculales; Naviculaceae.